AUAUUGCUAGAUGCAGACAAACGUAGGUCUUCACACGUUUGGCCCUUGUGAGCUUGAAUGAAAUUAUACAACAAAUUCGAAGGCACAAAUUUUCCCACCAGUAGAUAAGAGGAGGGUAACGCAUAAGGGAACUGCAUAGAGUACCUGAAGCUUGUUUGAGAAAUAAACCAUGGAGCUCCAUGAUAAACAUUAUAAGCAUUUUAGUUCUUGCAUAAAGUCAGACACUUGUUACCCCCAGCCGCCAUUAUUGAAGCAGACAACUAUUUACAGCAACUUCUCGUAAUUGAGAAGUUGCAUUACAGAACCGAAAUCCAUCUCCAAGCACAUUCCUGAGCUGCAUUUUUUGCCUUACCCACUUCUUUCUCCAAAGUCCUACUACCACUCUCUCUUCCUAUCAAACGCCCUCGCCGACAAUGCGUCCGUAGCACACAACCUCUAAAUGCUUACCCGCUGUUCUCAAAUUGCUGGCGCAGAAGCCAACACCGAGACAGCAGAUUAUGUUAAGUCUAUCCUAAUCUCAAACAAGAUAAAGUCACACACGGUCUCCAAUGUGUAGCCUUGACAUACCCUGCCUCACGUUCCUUGAUACUAACCCCUGAAACAGGUCAUCCACCGAUCAUAUUCAACCUUCGCCAGGAGAUCUACGAAGGUGCUGCAAACGAGGUUAUGCCGACAUUUCAUGGGUAUGGUAAGUCAGGGACCGUGGAGGCACCUGUGACUUACGCAAACUAUGGGGGCUUAAAGGAAUUUGCAACACUGAAAGAAAUGGGGAUCAAAGUUUCAGGGACGAUCGUCUUGGCAAGAUAUGGGAAGAUUUUCAGAGGGGACAAUGUGGAUAAUCCAUAUGCAGCAGGUGCUAUAGGAACUAUCAUAUAUAUAUAUAGGAAAGACUAUGGAGGUGGAGGAAAGAAUACAAGGUGGUUUCCAGAUGCAAAAUGGAUGCCACCAACAGGAGUUCAGGUUGAUUCUGUUUACAGAGAGGCUGGCGACCCUACAACACCUGGAUGGCCGAGUACUGAAGCUUGUGAGGAUAGCUUAUGAGGAAGUAGAGAAGACAAGAGUCCUUCCAUCCAAACCAUCGCUUCCAAUAUCAGGAGCAUAUGGUGAAACGAUCAUAAAGUCGAUUGGUGGAAAGGUGGCAAGGAAGCAAAGAUGGUCCAAGCCUAUUGCUUCUCCAACCUACAGGGUUGGACCAGGGCCAGGGGUUGUAAAUCUCAGCAACAAUGUAGGUAAUAUAAUCCUAAGUUAAUUGGAUUUAAGCUCUCUAUAGAUGCUUUUACUAAAACAGUAAUUAAAGUAUGAUUUCAUUCACCACCGACUACGGCCACUGUAUGGGAUUUCAGGCUACAAAAGACUAUAGCAAAAAUACAUACUGUUAUUGGGAUAAUUGAAGGCUUGGAAGAGCCUGAUCGGUGAGAAAACUUUAGAAUCGUGCAAUUAUUCGCACAAUUUCAUUAUGCUGAUUAUAUAAAAUAGCAAACAAGGAUCAGAUAUAUAAAACUCAUUUGCUUGCAUAUUUAAAGCAUCAAACCCCUCUUUUCUAGAUUUAAAAAUAAAAGAUUAUCCAUGAAGGCGCAAACAUAAAUUUAUAGUAUUUUAACAGAUCCAAUCAGUGAAUGAACAUAAAGAGUUGGAUAUUUAGGACUUAUCUGCUUCGAAAAUCUAGAUUUGUCCUCCUAGGCAAUCAUCGGGAUGCAUGGAUAUUUGGAGCAGCGGAUCCCAAUAGUGGAACUGCAGCAUUGCUUGAGGUAGUCCUGGUCCCAAUAGAUUGUCAUAUCAAAGUACUUUGCAGGAACAAUAUUCGGAAAAUGUUGGACAUGAGUGAAAUCUCCACGUUAAAUACAGGUUGCUCAAAGGCUGGCAAAGUUGCCCAUAGUCCAACUGUUGUGCAGAUAGGAUCAACUGAAUGGGUGGAAGACAACAAGGAAGUGUUAAAAUCAAAAGCCGUUGCCCACUUAAAUGUGGAUAUCGCAGUAUGUAUGAAGGGUAUCCUGCUUCAGCAACUCCUCAACUUGAUGAACUACUCAAAUGGACAACUAAACAGAAGAAUUUGUAUCUAAUAAUCUAUGAAAGAAACAGAAGAAUUCUUGUGAUAUAAUUUGUUAGACUGUGAAAGAAAUGGGAAAGGAUUUCGUGACUGUUACGGAAGGCUUUGGAGAGAAGAAAAAAAAUCAAGAAGACUUUUCAUCUUACCGAGCCUACCACCUUUGGACACUCAAAUAAAUCAAACUCACAAAUGAUGCUUAAAGACCCAAAGAACACGUCACAGACUGUCUACGAUUCAUGGGCAAGCUCCAGCGGCUCUACUCAGGUUAGGGAAAUUCAAAUCCUUGUUUAGAGUUGUGUUGAACUCUCAAAACAACCUACACAGAAGAAGGCAGUUUACACCACUGUCAGCCUAUAUAUUUAGAGAGAGAUAUAGAGUGCAGUAACCUGGCUUUUAAAUGGUGCAGAGUGGAAGGUUAGGGGAUGGGGGUUCAGACUAUACAGCAUUUGUACAACAUACUGGCGUGCAUCAGUUGACAUGUCUUAUACUGUAGUGAGAGAUAUAGAGAGAAAAUAUAGAGUUUACUAAACCUGGCUUUCAAAUGGUGCAGAUUGGAAGGUUAGGGGUCGGGGGUUCAGACUACACAGCCUUUGUACAAAAUAUUGGCGUGCCAUCAGUUGACAUGUCUUAUACUGUAGGAGGUAACGAACAUACUGCAUAUUCUGCUCCAUAUCACCACAUACCUAGAAAGAAGAAAAAAAGAACAAUGUGAUGUUCACAUAUUAACUAUGUCUAUAAAUAUUAAGUAACAUGCCGCCCUUCCUUGAACAAUUUGUACAGACUACAGAGUCACUGAUGCAAUCACCUGACCGUAUGCAAAUAUGGCCUUUUACUGGCAGCUUAAAAUUAACUUCUACAAUAUCCUUUAUUCACUUGUACAACUUAAAUUCACUACAUAAACUUCCACCCUCUGUGAUCUCACAACCUUCAUCAAAAUAACUUGAAAUACUCGAGAAGUUCUCAGCUGUUUGACAUUAAUCAGCAAUAUAUUUACUAGUGUGUUCUGCCUGCAAUAUCUACAGAUUACCCUGUGUACCACUCAAUGUAUGAUGACUUUACCUGGAUGGAGAAGUUUGGUAAUCCUAUGUUUCACAGACAUGUUGCAGGUAUGAAACUUGAGCAACUAGACUUUCAAAAACAAAACUUCAUGGAAUUAUUCUCUAGAGGAAAAUGACAAGUUGAAUUCAUCCUAAAAGUUGCCCCACAAAAACAAACAAUAACAAUAGUCUCAUUUAGUAUGCAACAUCAUGCUGAAUCCUGUAUCUCAACCUGAAACUUCAAUUUUCACUUAGCAGUUGCGAGCAUUUGGGGCUUUCUAGCUCUUCAGUUUGCAGACAAUGAAAUUUUGCCUUUCAACUAUCUUUCCUAUGCCGAAAAGCUUUGGGUAUAGCUCUCAUGAACUUGUACCCACCCAUUACAGAACUUGAGCAAUUGUCUAUCAAUGAAAAAUUAAGCGACUAAGCGUGCAUUGAUUUAUAAAUGAUUUACAUGUAUUGCAUUUAUGUGCAACAGAAAAGCACAAAUAAGUUGGAAGAUGAGAUAUCAAAUACAACACUUGCUCCCUUGCUCAAGUCUGUUGAUGCACUAACAAAAGCAGCCACAAACACAAACAAUGAGAAAACAUAAGAUAAUUCUUUCAUCCAAAAAAAUGUAUAUGAUAAAAGUUCCCACAAGUAAAGAUUGACAAUAAUAAUGCUGAAGAAGGAUCAACUCACACAGUAAUCUUGCCAUCUAUAGGCAAUUGAAGAAGACAUAUGGCGGACUUCACCACCGAAGACAGACUUUGCAAGAGUGAGAGCAAUAAAUGACAGACUAAUGAUGGCUGAGCGAGCAUUUACUAAUACAGAGGGGCUAUCUGGAAGGCCAUGGUAGAAGCAUUUGGUAUGUGUUUCUGUUUCACCACCAAGUGCAUAUCCAAAUUUAUAUCAACCCUUUUUAAGAAUCAUUUCUACCACAUAAUAAUGACAGUCCAGCCUAGAGGUAAAGGUAGAUGAAACAUGAAUCAAUCCUAGUGUCAAACUUUGGAACCAACAUUGAAUCCUAGUUUCAAACCUUGGCAUUCAUAAAUAAAAUGCAAUACUGACAGGAACUCUAUCCUGACAUGUCAAGCUGACAUGCAUAUCUGUAUUUCACAGAUAUAUGCACCUUCCAAGCAUAAUGAUUAUGGAUCAAUGUCGUACCCUUGGAUAGAUGAUGGAAUAGAAAAUGCAAUGACUCAAGAUACAGCAGAAUCAUGGCAGUCAGUGCAGCAUGAAGCCUGAAGAGUUUCGAGAGUUAUUAAACAAGUCGCACAGGUCCUCAGUAGUGCAUUGACAUGAAUUGCAUGGAAAAAAUUCAAUGAGAAUAUGAGACUGCCUGAUGCUACAGAAACAAUGACAGGGCAUUUGUGCUGAGUCUCAUCAAAUCAAACAGUUGCAAUUUUACCUUAAUACAAGUACUUUGUACCCUAGCAAACUGUUGUGGUUACUAAUUAUAUUCCAUCUACAAGAUUCUGGGAAGUUUCUGCCUCUGUAUGCACAAUAUCUUUCAAGUCCUUUCAAAGAGGAAAGGCCACAGAUUAACCACUGUACUGACAGCUCCCCAUAUCUCGCAAGUCAUUACCGUCUCACAACAAUUCUAAUCUAACUCAAUGACCAGUAUGUCCAGCUCCCAUUAAACCACUUCAUGCUGAUCCCAAUCUAAUGCACCCUCAACAAUUCAAUUUCACAUCUGCAAUCAUAGAUAAAUCCUGUAGUCUGUUGUUUACGUAAUCAACAACCUUGGAUCUUAUGUGCCAAGAGCGAAGACUAGUAACAAUCAUCAAAUUAUCAAACUGUAGAUCCUUAGCAACUGAAUGAAAGCACCAACGGUGAAGCCCAACAGGCAACCGGUAACCAUUCACAGUUCACUGGUCUGGUUUCACAAAGAAAACAAACUUUGACACUAUUACAAAAGUAAAUACAGGAUUUUAUGCCAACCACAAAUACCGCAACCCAAGAAAUCAAACAAGCAGAAGAGAAAAUAUAGCAUGCCAUUGAACCACUGGAAUAAUGCAUACCUCGAAUGAAGAUCUUUCCAAUAAUAUCUCCUCUGGUGCCAAAAUUUCCAACUUAUGCUACCACAGGGCCGAAAGGUGAUCUACACUAACCCAUCCCACCAAGCAGUUUCCAUUUCCCCAACAUCGCAUAAUAAAAAAAUAUGGAAAAGAGAGAUAGUACCUGGUAGCGCCCUAUUCCCAUUAUUAAAAAGGUGGGUUUUCAAGAUAAUUCAGGAGAAAAUAGUGAAUUAUCCUUUUUAUUAAAGUUGACAAUGGCCA
Linum trigynum is the source of this 5342-nucleotide messenger RNA. The record is from the annotation of a GenBank genome assembly. NCBI's taxonomy places the organism in Eukaryota, Viridiplantae, Streptophyta, Magnoliopsida, Malpighiales, Linaceae.